Molecule: messenger RNA, 476 nt
Organism: Physeter macrocephalus (sperm whale)
Lineage: Eukaryota; Metazoa; Chordata; Mammalia; Artiodactyla; Physeteridae
Gene: ODF4
Product: outer dense fiber of sperm tails 4
Exons: 2
Coding region: 27-476 (149 amino acids)
Source: RefSeq, a predicted model, not a curated record
GUUCCCUGGGUCAGGAGGAGAAAGCGAUGAACAUCAGAAGCCUGGAAAGGGCUGGGAGGGCUGGGAAGCAGGAUGGGGUGGAGGUGAGCCUGGGACAAGAUGAAGCGGUGCCGAACUGCGUCUCCACCCCCGACAGUAACAGACAGGUGACCAUGGGCCACCACACGGAGCAUCGCUGGGUCUCUCCGAUGCCCCUGCAAUGGAAGAUUACACAUAGCUCUCGCUGGAUAUCGCAGGUGUUGGCCUCAGAGCUCAGCCUGAUCGCCUUCAUCUUGCUGCUGGUCAUGGUCUUCUCCAAGAAAUGGCUGUACCUCUCGAGGAUCCGUUUCUACCAGCACUGGCCCCUGAAUGUUAGCACCAAAAUCGACACAUCAGUUCACAUGAUGUCCCUGGGGCUCCUGCAGAUCUGCAAAUCCAAGAGCUGUUCCAACUCAGAGAAUGGGAAAGCAUUUAGCACUCUCUAUCACGACCAGUGA